This is a messenger RNA of Didymodactylos carnosus, 1062 nucleotides long. The record is from the annotation of a GenBank genome assembly. Lineage: Eukaryota; Metazoa; Rotifera; Eurotatoria; Philodinida; Philodinidae.
AUGGCUCUUCCCGAAAAGCAAAAAUUAUUUGUAUUCAUAUUUAUAACAGUAACCGUACUCAUAGUAAUACCAAACACAUUAUCAGUAUCAGUAGAAACAUCAGUAACAACAACAAUGUGUUUAUCUACAACAACCGUUGCAGGUGGUAAUGGUCAGGGCUCUGGACAAAACCAACUUGAUGAACCAGUCGACUUGGCGAUUGAUAAUAAUCAAAAUAUUUAUAUAGCAGAUUGGGAGAAUAAUCGGAUACAGAAAUGGUCUGUUGGAUCUGACACCGGUAUUACCGUUUUCCCACCUGAUGAUUUUUCAUUGUCAAGUCCAUCUGCAUUAUUUCUUGGCCUAAACAAUAAUUUAUAUAUUGCAGAGAACGCUAAUUAUCGAGUUCUAAAAUGGACGGUUGGAACCACAGCAGUUACAACGGUGGCCGGAGGAAAUGGAAAUGGAGAUGCUCCGAACCAACUAUCGACAUGUGAUGGUAUAUUUGUUGACAAUAGUGGUAAUAUUUAUGUAUCAGAUACUGGCAAUCAUCGAGUAAUGAAAUGGGUACCAAAUUCUCCCCGAGGGCUCAUUGUAGCUGGUGGAAAUGGACAAGGAUCAUCUCUCAAUCAAUUAAGUUGGCCUGCUGGUAUAUUUGUUACAUUUGAUGGCUCAAUUUAUAUAGCUGAUGCUGAUAAUCAUCGAAUAAUAAGAUGGUCUCAAGGAUCAGAUGGUGGUCAAUUAGUUGGAGGUGGAAAUGGAGCAGGAUCAGAUUUAAACCAGUUGGGUUAUCCAUCAUCAGUUUUAGUAGACUUUUAUGGUAAUGUUUAUGUAUCUGAUUACUCUAAUCAUCGUAUAAUGAAAUAUAUUCCUGAUGCUACUAGUGGAAUAAUCAUUGCUGGUACUGGUGUUCCUGGCAAUGGAUCGAAUCAGUUGAAUUAUCCCUAUACAAUCAAAUUUGAUCUCAAUAAUAAUUUGUAUGUUACUGACCGGUAUAAUCAUCGUGUACAAAAAUUUAGUUCAUGUAGGAAUGUGCACAUUCCCUCGGGAAUCUAUACAUUUCCUGAUAGCGUUCAGGGAAUUUGA